Molecule: messenger RNA, 1686 nt
Organism: Sphaerodactylus townsendi
Lineage: Eukaryota; Metazoa; Chordata; Lepidosauria; Squamata; Sphaerodactylidae
Product: nuclear factor 7, brain-like
Exons: 5
Coding region: 162-1265 (367 amino acids)
Molecular function (GO): zinc ion binding
Source: RefSeq, a predicted model, not a curated record
AAAAAGGUGGACGGAAGGAAAGUGGUUGCAAUUGCGGGCGUCACUUGGGGAGCAUCUUUUGGGCUUGUCCCGAAGUGGGUUGAAGUGGAGAGUCCCGGGGGGCUUUUGGCUCGAGCAGAAGUUCCGGCCAGGAGAGCUCACCUCCCUCCCCUCCGGCCCCCAUGGCGUCCAGCUUAGCAGAGGACCUGCUGUGCCCCAUCUGCCUGGCCCUCUUCCAGGAGCCUCACAUGCUGCGCUGCGGCCACAACUUCUGCCUGGCCUGCCUGCGCGGCGCCGUCGCCGCCGGCCAGGAGGAGGGUUCGUGCCCCGAGUGCCGCAGCCCCUUCCAGCUGCCGGAGCUGCAGCGCAACCGAGCGCUGGGCAACCUGGCCAGGAAGGUCCGCCGCUGGAGAGGGGACGCGCCGGAGCCCCUCCUGCCGCCGGGCAGCAGCAGCAGCCUCCCCGACGCCUGGCACUUCUGCGAGGCCCACGACGAGCCGCUGAAGCUCUUCUGCACCCAGGACGAGGCGCCCAUCUGCGUCAUCUGCCGGGACCUCCCCGAGCACCGCGGCCACCACUUCUUGCCCACCCAGAACGCCGCGCAGGCGGCUCAGGGAAAAUUGAAAGCAUGCCUGAAACACCUGGAGAAGAAUCUGAAGGAGGUGGCUGAGGAUGAAAGUGAUCAGUUGAAGGAAAUUGAGGCCCUGAAGAACUGCACUGAAGGUCUUUUAGUUUCCAUUUCCAAAGAGUUUGAGGUUCUCCACCAAAUCUUGCUCAAGAAAGAACAAGGCUUUAAGCUGUUGGUAGAGAAGAUGAGCGGGGAGAACAUGGAGAAAAUGGAGGAUUCCUUAGACUCCCUGAAAGAAGAAGUGUCUUCACGUACGGAGACCAUUGCCAAAGUCAAAGCUGCAUUAGAAGCAACAGAUGAUGUUGCAUUCCUGAAGGACCUCAAGGAGCUGAUGAAGCUAGUCAAGGAGGAUUUCCUAGAAGAGGAUGAGGAAACUGAGGAGGAAUCUGACGAUGAAGCAGAAGAGAAGUCUGAUGAUGGAGCAGAAGAGAAGUCUGAUGAUGAAGCAGAAGAGAAGUCUGUUGAAGAUGGCAGUGGUGAGGAAAUAGGCGAAGAGAGUGACUGGGAAGAUGACGAGGAUUAUGAACCAAAUGAGACCAGUCUUGAUUUUGAUAGGGUGAUUCCUGUGGAGCUAGCUCUUGAGAACUUUGGAGAGUCUUUGGACUUUAAGAUCUGGGAAACAAUGUUGGAGGAUAUUGAACUCAGGAAAAUAAAUUAAUUCUUUCCCCAGGACAGUAAAGUGCUGUUGGUAAUGAGAAAACUAAAUCCUUGUGUCAAACCAGUGACUUUGGUUUUGUUCCCUAACCUGCCAAAAGGAUCACCAAAGAAAGCUAGAAUAUUAAAUUGAAAAUACAGUUUUUGCAUGCUUUACUCAAGAACUCUCUUUGAGGAUUUUUGUUUUAUUUUUUGUAACCCCAUUUAAGGGUAAUGGCGUUAUAUUUUUAAUGUUAUGCAGGGAAAGCCAAUAGAAAGUCUUCAAUGGGAGUUAAAUGUCUACAGCUGGUCUUAAAAGUCUUCUAUUGGUGAUGGUGUCCUCUAUGUAGUUAAAAAUGUUACAGGCACUAAGGAAAAACUCUGUGGGUCUGCAUAACAUUUUUUUUAUUUCAAAAAGUUAAAUAAAGUAUCAGAUGCGAAACAAA